AAAAGAAAAAAUGUCUGUUUAAACUUAAUGUUCCUAUAACCAACAGAGAAACAAGAGUGUACGACUCCUGAAUAUACAAAAAAAAAUAAAACCAAAAAAAAAACCCACCCAUAAAAAACAGGGUCCUUUCUAAUUCUUGAUGUUAUGCACUAAUAAUUCUUCAAUGAUUCCCAUCUCUUUUCUUUUCUUUGACCCUUUUAAUCUCUUAUUGUUCUAUGCCUAGUAUGAGUAAUCUGAGCCACACUUAUCUUAACCGUAAUAAUACAGUAACUAUGCAACAGCAUCAAAGAUCAUUUAUGAAGCGUCCGACAACUCCUACUCCACAAGAGCAGCAACCGCAACAGCCAACAAAGAUUUUACAGCCAUUAAAUGACGCUUACGAUAAUCAACAGCAACAACAACAGCAGCAGCAUCAUCAGCGGAAUAACAGUAUUAGUAGCAUCUUCCUGACCAAACUAUCAUCUAAUACGGCUAUGAUGAGGAAAGCAACGAUUACAAGAUUAUCAGCAAAAACGCAUCUAACAAGUACGCUAUCUUUAUCACGAAAGAAGAGGAAGGAUAAUUAUACUAAAAGCAGCCUUGAUAAUAAUCAGACUGGCAACAAGCUGACUAUACAUGCAUAUUCGCCUCAACCAGCAACUUCUUCCUCUUCUACUCACAAUAACAAUAAUAUAUUUCAUCCUGCAUAUUUAUCAAAUCUUGCUCAUGAAUUUAAGGAGCAAAUCAUAAUUAGCACCAAAAUAAAAGACAGCAUUGAAUAUCAUGAUGCAUUUGAUGGCAAAGAUGCCGUGACAAAGCUGACAGCCAUCAUAAAAACUACGGAUCGACAUUUGGCUUUAUUAGUUGGACGUGCUCUACAUCAACAGAAAUUUUUUCAUGAUGUUCGUUAUGAACAAACGCUCAAAGACUCUGCAGAAGAACUGUAUCAAUACAAUUCUAUUACAACUGCAACGGACGAACCAUCAUCAUCGAAAUCGUCCUCCACGGCAGCAGAACAACAGUUAUUACCCAGUGGUAUAUUCACGCCUCUGACGGAUUGCUAUUCUCCCAGUUGUACAUCCGAAAAUAAAUGCUAUAGUCCACGAUGCCCCAAAAAACUGACAAAGUAUAGUAUGCAGCAAAAACAACUCUCAUUUUUUUCGGACGAAAAUAAAGAUAGACUAUGGAUAAACACGAUACCAAAGUCCCUCCUUGAGAAGUUAUCGUCGAGGGAAAUCAAGCGGCAAGAGAUUAUUUUCGAGCUUAUAUAUACCGAAGAAGACUUUGUUAAUGAUUUAGCAUAUAUAGAAUCGCAUUGGAUUCAACCUAUACUCCAUCCGCAGUCAAUAAAGGAUGAUACGAGUGGAAUAUCGAUUUAUCGAAAAGAAGCAUUUGUUCGUGAUAUUUUCUGGAAUAUUCCCCAUAUUAGGAAGAGCAAUCAUUUGUUCCUUAAAGAUCUGUUCGACCUCCAGUCUGAGCACCAACUGAUUCCACAUAUUAGCGAUAUCUUUUUGAAGCAUAUUGAGCAGUUAGGCAUGCUGGAGCCGUUUGUAGAGUAUGGGUCCCAUCAGUUUAUCAGUCAGUACUUGUUUGAACAAGAAAAAGCCACCAAUCCCACUUUUACGAAACAUGUCAGAAUGAUAGAAAGGGAUCCAAUUUCAAGAAAACUCGAAUUAAACGGAUAUCUAACCAAACCCACUACACGUCUCGGCCGAUAUAAUCUAUUUUUGAAAGAAGUUUGGAAACAUACAACAAAAGAGGAGAACCCUGUCGAUUAUCAAAAAAUACCGAACGUCAUAAGCCUCAUCCAUCAAUUUUUACAACGUGUCAAUGAAGCUUCUGGACGAGCGGAAAAGAAAUACAGUCUAGAAAUGCUCCAAAAAAAGUUGAGCUUUCAUACUCCAGCAUCAGAAGUGAGAUCAUUGGAUCUAUUGUCAGACGAGCGUGAAAUUAUUAUGAAAGGAACACUGAAAAAGACCAGCGCAGCUGCGUCUGAUAAACGAACAGGUCUAUUUGUCUGUGUGUUGGACCAUUAUUUACUCAUGUUGAAGCCUAAAUUCUUGGAUCGCAUGGAAGUCUAUAAAUUAUUUAAGAAGCCUAUACCGUUAGUACUCUUGUCCAUUUCCACAGCGGUGCCUGACCAACCAUUACUAUCACGGAGGAAUAGUACAUCUUUCUUAAACCGACGGUCGAGUACUGUGUCUAUUAGCAGUACACACUCCUUAGAUACAGCUAUUGCAAGUACAAUUUCUUCUUCUUUGUUAAUCACACCGCCUUCCUCAUCUCUAUCCACGACCACUACAUCAAGCAGCAAAUACAAUUCGCCUCCCCUCACCGACCUUCAUCCUCAUCCUCAUCCUCAUCAUUUGCAAAUGCAGCAGCCACCGCAGCCGCCUCUAGGAUAUCCAAUUCACUUUACUCAUUUGGGAAAACACGGAUCGACCACCACACUAUAUGCUUCAACUGCUUCUUGUCAAAAGACAUGGAUCGACACUAUAGAGACGUAUCGGCAUUCUAUGUUGGACCCCAAAAGGGUGUUCCAGAUGUCUACUUUUUUAACAUUCAAUUAUAAUAAUAGCCCAACAGCUGCUAAAGUGAACUGUGCAAUCCAAUAUAGGUCUAUCAUGUUUUUGGGCUGUGAUGACGGUGUUUUUAUGUAUAAUCCCUCCAAAAGCAGUAGAAACAGCAACAGCAUGAUCAUACCUCUAGCAGCCACAAAUACAACAAUCAUGAAUAAUAUGAGCGUCAUUUCUUCAGAACGGAUAGAAAAACCUGAAAAUGAUAUAAGCUCAUUUUCGAGCCCUACAACGCCGACUGUUUCUACUGAUUACAAAGCGAAAAAGACAUGCGAUUCAGGCCAUACCGUUAGCAACGAGUAUGAGAACAUAGUAGACCUACAUCUCAUGAAUAUUCUACCUACGGAUCGAAAAGUCAUUCAAAUCGAUAUCAUAGAGGAAUUGCAACUUAUGCUGGUAUUAUUGGAGAAUCGUCUCAUUUACAGCUUGCCUUUUGUAGAAAGAGAUCUAUCGUCACUUACACAGCAAUAUGAUCAGAGAAUGCUACAACAAUUAGAUCAAAAUGUGUCUUUUUUCAAAGCGGGGAAAAUCAACGAGCAAAUCUAUGUGUGUCUCGUAAAAAAUAAUACGAUGUCAUCUAUUAUACGAACUUUGGAGCCAUCCUCUUUAUCAUCCUUACCCAUAGCGUCGUCACAGAAUAAUACUCACAAAUUGAGCAAUAGCUCCAACAAUACCAAUACAGACAUAACAACAAUGCUGAUGUUGGAACAGAAUUAUCAAAACAAUCCUGCUACUUCACCUAUACCAACCAAAAAUAGCCAGCAUCAUCAUUAUCAUCAUCAUCAGCGUCAUCAUCACAGCCAUUCAAGCUAUAGUAUGCUGGAUAAUGCUGCUUCUCUGAUCAACAAAAAAACAAAGAGCUUGCUUUUACAUAAAAAAUCAAGCACAGACGUUGGAUUGCGUAUGCAUAAAGAUCUUUACAAACCAGAGGAAACCACCUCGAUUCAAUUCUUCAAAAAUUUUAUUUGUGUCGCUAGUGCAAAAGGUAUGCAUAUGGUGAAUAUCGCUACGACAGAAGUACAAAGUGUACUUGAUCCACUAGAUGAACAUCAUCAAUUCAUUCGUCAUAGAGAAAACACUGCUUCCCCGCUUCUGAAGCCUAUAGCAUUGUUACGGCUAGAUUCGUAUGGAGAUGAUGUACAAAGAUAUGGAAAAUCACACUUUCUAUUAUGUUAUAAUGAAUUUGCGUUCUAUAUCGAUAAGAAGGGAAGACGUGUCAGACCCGAUUGGAUGAUCUCAUGGGAAGGACAACCUGUUUCUUUUGCGUUCCAAGCUCCCUACGUGGUGGCGUUUGACCUCACUUUCAUAGAGAUACGACACAUAGAGACAGGUGAUCUAAAACAAGUGAUUAUAGGUCAAAACAUACGCUUUCUGUUCCAGUCAACAACCGAGAAUAGAAUUUAUUUUGUAAUGGAAGACCCAAAAACAGGAUUCGAGCAUAUACACUAUAUACAAUUGAUUUAAGACACCACUGUUGAUAACUCAUAUAAAGUAUGCUUACUUUGACUACGCUUAUGAUCCUAUACUUUUUUUUUUCCCUAGCAA
Molecule: messenger RNA, 4100 nt
Organism: Mycotypha africana
Lineage: Eukaryota; Fungi; Mucoromycota; Mucoromycetes; Mucorales; Mycotyphaceae
Exons: 11
Coding region: 216-4019 (1267 amino acids)
Biological process (GO): intracellular signal transduction
Molecular function (GO): guanyl-nucleotide exchange factor activity
Source: RefSeq, a predicted model, not a curated record